UCUUGUUGAUGCAAGCUAACACUUGGGUUUUAGUCUCUGCUAGUUUGGUAAUUCAUCGUACCCAGAUUGAGGCCACUCACACAAUACAAUGGUACUCAUCAGCGAGGACAGUAGGGAGUUGCUCCAAGCCCACGUCGAGCUAUGGAACCAGACCUACAGCUUUAUGAAGUCGGUGGCACUCGCCGUUGCUUUGGACCUCCACAUCGCUGAUGCCAUCCACCGCCGUGGUGGCGCCGCCACCCUCUCCCAGAUACUUGGAGAGAUUGGUGUCCGCCCAUGUAAGCUUCCUGGCCUCCAUCGCAUAAUGCGCGUUCUCACCGUCUCAGGAACCUUCACCAUCGUCCAGCCAUCAGCGGAAACCAUGUCAUCAGAGUCAGACGGGCGUGAGCCUGUCUAUAAGCUGACAACAGCGUCCAGCCUCCUCGUCAGCAGCGAGAGCUCGGCGACAGCGAGCUUGUCUCCUAUGCUAAACCAUGUGCUUAGCCCCUUCCGUGACUCGCCGCUCAGCAUGGGGCUCACUGCGUGGUUCCGGCAUGAUGAAGAUGAACAGGCGCCUGGCAUGUGCCCGUUCACCUUGAUGUACGGCACAACCUUGUGGGAGGUGUGCAGGCGCGACGACGCAAUCAACGCGUUGUUCAACAAUGCCAUGGCCGCAGACAGCAACUUCCUCAUGCAGAUUCUCUUGAAGGAGUUCAGCGAGGUCUUCCUUGGGAUAGACUCGCUGGUCGACGUCGCCGGCGGGGUUGGGGGAGCCACCAUGGCCAUUGCGGCGGCAUUUCCGUGUUUGAAGUGUACCGUGCUGGACCUCCCUCACGUUGUUGCCAAGGCUCCUUCUAGUUCUAUUGGCAACGUGCAGUUUGUUGGGGGUGACAUGUUUGAGAGCAUUCCACCAGCAAAUGUUGUCCUCCUCAAGUGGAUUUUACAUGACUGGAGCAAUGAUGAGUGUAUCAAGAUAUUGAAGAAUUGCAAGCAAGCUAUCCCUUCUAGAGAUGCAGGAGGAAAGAUAAUAAUCAUUGAUGUUGUGGUUGGGUCUGAUUCAUCAGACACCAAGCUUCUGGAGACGCAAGUAAUCUAUGAUCUCCAUCUCAUGAAAAUUGGUGGGGUUGAACGAGAUGAGCAAGAGUGGAAGAAAAUAUUCCUCGAAGCUGGAUUUAAGGACUACAAGAUUAUGCCGAUUUUAGGCCUCCGAUCGAUCAUUGAGCUAUAUCCAUGAAUGCCCAGCAAAUAAGUCUGCUAGAGAAAUAAAAGCAUAUGGCACGUUGAGUGUUCUAGUGACUUCAAUUUAUGUUGUUGUUGGGAUUGGUGAAAUUUCAGUUUGACCCUUUCUGAAUGUUACAGUUUAAAUUCAAGCAAUUUCCCUUUUAUGUUUAGCCUGAUAGUGAGCACAUAUCACACCCUGGCACCCUGCUAAUAAAGAGCAUGACCAAUUGUUCAGUUAUAUACCAUGAAUUUGUUGCUUUGGAUUCUC
Sorghum bicolor (sorghum) is the source of this 1468-nucleotide messenger RNA. RefSeq names its product 5-pentadecatrienyl resorcinol O-methyltransferase. Gene Ontology annotation, biological process: methylation. The coding region runs from base 89 to 1213 and encodes 374 amino acids. Gene Ontology annotation, molecular function: S-adenosylmethionine-dependent methyltransferase activity; protein dimerization activity; O-methyltransferase activity. Lineage: Eukaryota; Viridiplantae; Streptophyta; Magnoliopsida; Poales; Poaceae. The record is from RefSeq and is a predicted model, not a curated record. The transcript has 2 exons.